Molecule: messenger RNA, 1086 nt
Organism: Rhagoletis pomonella (apple maggot)
Lineage: Eukaryota; Metazoa; Arthropoda; Insecta; Diptera; Tephritidae
Exons: 3
Coding region: 1-879 (292 amino acids)
Source: RefSeq, a predicted model, not a curated record
AUGGAAGAUUACAGUGACACUGACGGAUGGAACGAGGAUACCUUAAAAUCCCCACAACGCAUAAAAAGAAAUGUAUGUUCCAAAGCCGCUAGUAAUGGUGUUGACCAUGAUUUUAAUGACAUGCUUACCUAUGCUCAGAGCCACCAUUACAACAACCACAACCCCAUACUUUCACUGCUUUCACUUUACCAUCAUCACCGGGCUACCAAUAUCAGCAAUCGCAGAUAUCAUCAUCGUACCAGCAACCAAUACUACAAGUACGCUUUUUUGAAGCAGAUACAAUCCCCUGAGGAAGUCGAGGAAGUUGAUAUUGGCAGUUUACUAAAGAAUAUAAGUGAAAGUCUGAUUCAAAUCCAACAAAAUCAGAAUGUCAUUAUACGAGCGCUUGCGAAACAAAGUGCCUUCAAAGAUAUUAUUAUUAAUCGCAUUAACGAUAUAGAAAAUCUAUUUAAUAACAAUAAAAAUUCUACCGUUGAUACCGUUGAGGAUAACACCAGUGCAAGUUCUGCUGGCCUAUUAGAUGCUCCAAUUUCGAAUCAGGAUGAAAUCGACGAAUUGGAAGAUAAGCUCAACGACAGCAAAAAAAUGGAGGAUUUAGUAUGUGUAAAUGUGCUUCGUACAUACUACAUAGUUUAUCUCAAACUUUUUUAUUUACAGGCUGCGAAAAUGAAAUCUAUUUGUGGGGAAAAAGGAACAGCCGACGCAACUGACUGUUGCUAUCGUUUAGUAGACCACUUCUUCACGAGAGAAUUCCUGUUGAAUGUUUCGUGGAGUGGAGGGAGCCGUACGGAAAAUAAAAAAGUUGCUCUUAAAAAUUAUAGCAACAUUCUUAGUGUUGGAGCAAGUUGUUCGCAAGGAGUUUUUCGCAACAGUCCUUAAGAAUGCCAAGAAAAGGACUGAAAAUAAUAUCGACCGUAUUCCUCGAACUUCUGCAAAGAAAGUAUAUGUGCGUAAAGGAAACUAAACAAGGAAAAGUGAAAAUGUUCCUAAGGGCAUGAUGUUCCACUAAAAGCUUACUAAUUCUUACUCAGAAGCUUAUUACACAAAAAGUAUUAAAAGUUGCAAGAGAACAAAUGUUUAUUAAUU